UUGAAUGUUUUGGAGGGAUAAUAAAAUUUAAUACAUGAUAAUAUAAUUUAAUGAUUUGUUACUCCUCUUCAUAUAUAUAUAUAUAUAUAUAUAUAUUCUAAAACCCUUAAACCUGAAAACUCUAACAUUGCCAGUUCAUAAUUUUAUCCAUUGGAAGCAGAGAAGCGACAAUGGCAGCCCCGCACCUAGCAAAUCUGAUAACAAAAUCGUGUCUCCGGAGACCAUUGGCAAGCUUUUGCAGAGCACCCAAAAGCUAUCUCAAUGCCCAAAGCAGGAUUUUUGGAAUCAACACAGUUUCCUCGCAAGGGUUUCCUAGCAGGAUAUCGCCGGCGUCGGCCGCCGGUUUUAAGAUGUUUGGUGGUACCGGGUUCGGGCCUGUGCAAUUUGGUAUUCGCUCUUUUCGAGUUUCGAGCGGCCGCGGAGCUGGUGGUGGUUCUGGAGGCUCCGGCGCCGGAGGAUCUGGUGGUGGUGGUGGAAGUGGUGGUGGUGGAAGUGGUGGCGGUGGAGGAAAUGGUUCGGGUCUGCUUUCAUGGUAUCUGUCUCUCCUUGCCAAGCAUCCUGUGAUGACAAAAGCAAUUACAUCCGCAUUCUUAACUUUGGUUGGAGAUAUGAUCUGCCAGCUUGUGAUUGAUCAAGUACCAUCUCUUGACGUGAAGCGGACAUUUCUGUUCACACUGUUGGGCCUGGUUUUGGUUGGUCCAACAUUGCAUUUCUGGUAUUUGUAUUUGAGUAAACUGGUUACGACUCCCGGAGCCUCUGGUGCUCUCUUGCGCCUUAUUCUUGAUCAGUUUGUUUUCGCGCCCAUUUUCAUUGGAACUUUUCUUUCUAUUCUGAUUACUCUUGAGGGGAGGCCAUCGGAUGUAAUACCAAAACUGAAACAGGAGUGGUUCUCGUCGGUUCUUGCAAAUUGGCAGCUGUGGAUACCUUUCCAGUUCCUCAAUUUUCGAUUUGUGCCCCAACAAUUUCAGGUCCUUGCUGCUAAUUUUAUUUCCUUAAUAUGGAACGUGAUUCUUUCCUAUAAAGCACACAAAGAAGUUACUGCCAAAUAGAAUGUGGGCUGAGCUGGGGUUUCAAUGGUAGUUUAAGUUUGAGAGAGGCAAUAUGUAUCAGCUUUCUUUUAUGUCUCCUAGAGCAGAGUUUUAUUUUACCGGUUUACUGCAGAAAACCGUCUUUUGAUUGUGAAAUGGAGAUUAAAAAUUGUGUUCUUUUGGUAUUAUUUAUUGAUCUGAGUUGGCUUAGUUUUCUUUACAACUCUUCUUAUGUCCAAGUGAGCACUAGUUCAGUUUUUAACUGGAAAUAGUCCUCCAAUUUUUAAAUGAAACAAUAUAAUGCAUACAAAGUGCAGGUAUUUUCUUGAA
Striga asiatica is the source of this 1358-nucleotide messenger RNA. NCBI's taxonomy places the organism in Eukaryota, Viridiplantae, Streptophyta, Magnoliopsida, Lamiales, Orobanchaceae. The record is from the annotation of a GenBank genome assembly.